This is a messenger RNA of Mizuhopecten yessoensis (Yesso scallop), 2286 nucleotides long. Its product is annotated as beta-1,4-N-acetylgalactosaminyltransferase bre-4-like. The transcript has 7 exons. Gene Ontology annotation, molecular function: glycosyltransferase activity. Gene Ontology annotation, biological process: carbohydrate metabolic process. The record is from RefSeq and is a predicted model, not a curated record. Lineage: Eukaryota; Metazoa; Mollusca; Bivalvia; Pectinida; Pectinidae. Bases 1 to 1191 code for a protein of 396 amino acids.
AUGCAGGGAACCCCGGGAGCAGACAAAACUGCCGGGGGCCGGUCUCCGACAGCAACACCCUCAGGAAUAGAGCGGACCGGCAGGCGGCUACCAACAGAAGCGUCCGCGGACAACAUGGCUGGCCUGUUUAACAUUCCCAUGGGAAUGUUGGGCCACCUGCUCUCCCACCACAAAUUGGGAGAGAAGGCCGCCCCCUGUCCUUUAGUCACUGUGGUGACCGGGACAGAGCCCAAACCCUCACCCACGUCAACCGACAAAACGCAAAACGGGGGGGGGGGGCCUGUCACAGGGCUGCUCCAGAGAGCAAGACCGAUAUCUAGGACAUUAAGGGUGGGGGACGGAAGCCUCAUAAAUGACCCCCAGGACAGCGCCUUUGAGAGGGAGAAAUCUCCACCUCAAAUUGGCUGUUUGCGAACAUAUCAGCAAGGACCACCAUUAAAAGAUUUAGAGACAAUGUUGGACCAUCUAAACCCAGGCGGACGUUACGCCCCACUGAUGUGUGAAACUAGCCAGCGAGUAGCCCUAGUGAUACCCUACCGGAACAGAGAAUUACAGCUGCGCACGGUCCUCUAUAACCUCCAUUUAAUGCUUCGAACACAGCAGCUUGACUACGUAAUAUUCUUAGUCGAACAGGCUGGAAGCAACACUUUUAACAGGGGGAUGCUGAUGAACAUUGGAUAUGCCGAGGCUAUAAAAACAUACAAUUACACGUGUUUUGUUUUCCAUGACGUCGAUCUCAUUCCUGAGGAUGACCGCAUCUACUACGGGUGUGGAACAAACGUACGCCACCUGUCUGUUGCAAUCGACAAGUUUAAUUAUAGAAUAGUCUUUCCAAACCUUAUCGGUGGAGUGACUCAGUUGCCCAGAGCUGCUUUUGAAAAGAUCAACGGAUUUUCUAAUUUGUACUUUGGAUGGGGAGGAGAAGAUGACGAUUUAGGUAUCAGAAUCCGUAACGCCAAGUUAAUUGUUGAAAGGCAAAGCAUAGCGAUAGCACGUUACAGAAUGAUAAAGCAUCUCCAUGAACGUUCUAAUGCACCAAAUCCCAAAAGAUUCCAAUUAUUGAGAAACACCACUCGGCGGAUCAAAAAUGAUGGGCUUAACACUCUAAAGUAUAGAGUGUUACACAAGAAAGAAGAAAAACUGUAUGCUAAUAUAACAGUUGAAAUUAAGAAAGAAGACUAUAACCUUUAAGAACCAACAGUCACUGCGAUGUAGUAUACAAGUUCUUCACCGGUUCCACUUGGUCAACGACGAGGAUAGCAAGUCUUUAAGUAGGACAAACUGUUAUCGGACACUUAAUUUAAAUAUUCUGUUUAGAAAAUAUUCACGACUACGACUUUGUGAGAAGCCUUUAAUGAAACCAAUACUUAGGAUGUUAAAAGAUUAUCACACUAUCUUAGCCGAUCUUAGAAAAACACAAAUGCAACUAUGCCUGCAAUGAAAUAAUACUAAAAUCCACUUUUUGAUAGCCUGGACGGCGAUAUCACCCAAUGUUAGUUGAACUGAGGAAUACAACCAUGCAAAUUUACCAACAAUGAAAAAACAUACUUCAAUAAUUAAUUUAACUGGAAGAAGAAUAUCUUGGCUAUCAAAGACAAAACCUUCAUGAUGAACACUGUUCCUAUGAAGCGCACAUGUACAACACCCAAUAUCUAUCCCGAGUACCAAAUUUGUAAAAAGAAUAUUAUGCAGGUACUCCAAGCUCACUACUUGUUUGUACCCAUAUUGUAUCCUUUCAUUAAUUUUAGGUAAAAUUUGAAUCAAUCAGCGGAUAAUUAAGUAUCAUACAUACAACAAAAUAGAGCGAAAGGGCACAGGAAUAUAAGACAAGGUGUUGACACAUCAUUUGAACACGGGAAAAUUGGGAAAUCACCAGGCCAAAAAAUCAUUCAUUCAUCUCAAUGUGUCAUCAAUGUUAGACAGAUUUAUUCCGGGUCUUUAGAUUAAAACAAUUCAGAAACAAUGCAACAGUAAAAUUUGCUAAGAACACAAAAUAGUAUUCAUCCAAAGAUUUUAGGAUUCGUGUCUAUUUCCACAUCAAACACAUGUUUACGGUAAGUUUAAAAGAAGAUCAGUAUAUAUAGCGUUUUGUUUACUUGACUAUCGCCCGGUGGAGUUUUUGGUCCAACGUUGGUGUUUGUACUAGAGUAGAGAGUUGUUGAAUUACAGAGCAGUAGAUAUUUUAUUUAUUUAACUAUUUAUGUGGGUUCACAUGUUGGUAUGAUAAUCGCAAAAGUGAACGGUUAAUUUGUCUGUGUUGGCCAGCUCCAGUUCAUGCUGCCUGAU